AGCCUCAUCAUCAUCAUCAUUCAACCACCGAGCGCAUCCGCAACACCAUCGUCGCCCAACCCUCUCUUGCCUUGACUGCCAUCCCUACGUGUGCGCGCACUUUUGGCAUAUACUAUUGAGGUCACUGGCGCGUCUCUACCGCGUGCGCAUCCUGUGACCUGCGACGCGUCGACAUAAACACGACGACCGACUCGACGCGCAGCUCUUCCUCACCCCACCCACGAGCUCCUCCAUCCCGCCACCACCAUGUUUCUUCCCGAGGAUCUUCUCUUCAAGCAAGGCGCGCUUGCGCACGUCUGGCUCGCCUCCAAUCAGCAGAAGAAGCUCACCAAAGCUCAAGUGCUGCAGCACAAGAUCCCCGAGAGUUGCGAAGUCAUCAUUCGACCAGAGGUGGCUGCUGGCGGCCCACUUGCGUUGCGUUUGAACGCGCAGCUACUUCUUGGUGAAGUUCGCAUCUACCACAAGAAAGCCCACUACCUGCAGGAUGACUGCAAUGAAGCUUUGUGGAAGAUCAAGAUGGCCUUCCGCCCUGGAAACAUUGAUCUUCCUGCGCAGACUCACGUUGCCAACCCUACCAACUUGAUUCUACCAGAUCAAAUUACCGACCUGGACCUGCUGGCUCCUAUGCCAGAUCCCUCUUUUCUUCUUUCACAGCCGCUUAGUGGUAGUCUCAAUCUUGGAAACACUACUGUACCGGAUUGGGAUAACAGCCAAUUCCUCUCUGGCAGCAUUGAGCACCCACGUAUGGAACCAAUGGAACUUCCCGACGAUGACCUGAACUUGGAUAUUGGAGAAGAUGACGACUUGGAGCCCUCGGCGCCGUUCGACGAAGGCACAAGUAUCGAGAUAGGCCGUAACGCGCCCCUCGAACGCCGUCAAUCUGAUGAAUUUACUGCGCUAGACAAGGGCCUUACGCUAGACGACGAUGAUGGCCUUGGCAUAGAUAUUGGUGAAGAUGCUCCUACAGAACUUGGCCCUGGCCUAGAGCUGAAUCUCGAGGACGAUAUGGAUAUCACCAUGGGCGGAAUGAACGAAACAGAUCUCCCAGCGGGUUCAAUAGCAGGCGAUUUGCCUACGCGCCAGCGUGAGGAAUCACCACUCUCCGAGCUAGGAGAGGAAGAGGCUACUCGCCUUGAACAGGAAAUCGCCGAGCAAACCACCACCUUUGAGCCAGAGCAGGAUGAAGAGGAGGAGUCCAUUCACCAAGCCAGAGCCAAGCGCAGGAGGGUCAUUGGAGCCGACGCAGAGACAAUGAUUUCUAGCCAGCAACUGAAGGAGCAACAGAACAACCGUGAGAAGAUUCUCAAGCCUGCGUCUUUCCUUCCACGCGAUCCCCUCCUUAUGGCUUUGCUCAACAUGCAAAAGUCUGGAGGCUUUGUAUCAAGCAUUCUUGGCGAUGGACGAAGUCAGGGUUGGGCUCCCGAAUUACGCGGUAUCCUUUCUUUGGAAGUAAUUUCCCGACCAAGCCAGAAACGCAAGCGAGAUGGCGUCAAUAUUGGAGCGGACGCCGAGGACGACGAAGCAACAGCAGCUGAAAGAGAGAAGACGCCACAACUACAACUAGAAUUUGAGCAAGACGAGCCAACUCUAGGGGGUGGUGAUAUUGGUAUUGGCGGUGACAACACCAUGCUAGGAGGGUCCGAGGACAUUAUCCAACUCCCCGAUGAACCAGAUUUCCAGCAGAUCGGUGAAGAGGAAGAAGAUGUCUUUUCCCCAGUCCCCGACAACUUUGAUGACACAACCGUACCUCUUAUCCAUCCCGCCGAAGGUGGACCUGUAUCACUAGGCACAAAACACGCCGUUCACUUCUUACGAGAGCAAUUUGGGCCCGAAGCCGAGGAGAGCGAAUCAGUUCGACAAAAGAGCAGCAUCAUCUUCCAAGACAUUUUCCCAGAAACCAGGACAUCACGGACCGACGCCACCAAGAUGUUCUUUGAAAUGCUCGUCCUGGCAACCAAAGAUGCCAUCAAGGUCGAACAACCAGCUAACAACCUUGGUGCUCCGCUACGUAUUCGUGCCAAGCGUGGCCUCUGGGGUGAAUGGGCUGAGACUGGUGCAAGCGGCGAACUGGCUUCUCAAGCCCAAGUUGCGCCUACGGGAGACUCUGAUGCCCCUGCUGAGGCCAUUUUCCAAGGGCCGUCUGAAGUUUCUGUCUCGGCGUAGGGAGAACGAACAAAAGAUAUCAACUUUCUUGGGAAGACUAGGGGUAAAUGAGGGCUUUGUUCUCAUCUGGUAGGCGUUGGCUGAAUACCCUUUCUUUUCUUAUGACUUUCCCCUCUGCUGCUUGCAACGUUGAACUACGGCUUUUCUUGGUGGGGUGGGUGUAUUGGCGUUGGUGUUUGGGAGGAGGCCUAUUGUGUUAUAGGGAAAACUUGGCUUUAUCUUCUUAUAUGAUGCCUAGUAAGAUAUUUGUAUCGGACUUGGAAAAUCAAUGUACUUCGUAUUACUUCGACAUUGGAUACUUCAGCUUUCUUGAAUGAUAUGCUACUCGUAU
Molecule: messenger RNA, 2494 nt
Organism: Bipolaris sorokiniana ND90Pr
Lineage: Eukaryota; Fungi; Ascomycota; Dothideomycetes; Pleosporales; Pleosporaceae
Exons: 2
Coding region: 247-2163 (638 amino acids)
Biological process (GO): replication-born double-strand break repair via sister chromatid exchange; mitotic sister chromatid cohesion; synaptonemal complex assembly
Cellular component (GO): cohesin complex; synaptonemal complex
Molecular function (GO): protein binding; chromatin binding
Source: RefSeq, a predicted model, not a curated record